Gymnogyps californianus (California condor) is the source of this 2016-nucleotide messenger RNA. Its product is annotated as immunoglobulin kappa light chain-like. NCBI's taxonomy places the organism in Eukaryota, Metazoa, Chordata, Aves, Accipitriformes, Cathartidae. The transcript is spliced from 6 exons. The record is from RefSeq and is a predicted model, not a curated record. The coding region runs from base 1 to 903 and encodes 300 amino acids.
AUGCUGCUGCUGGCAGCGCUUGUGGCCACAGCCGCUUGGUCUUAUGGAUUUGCACAAGAAAUUCCUGUGCAGAGCCCUAUAUCCAUCACCAGGUUCCAAAAAACUGUACGGAUGACAUGUGAAAUUAAAACAUUAGGGGCAAAUUUUGAUAGCACCAUCAUACACUGGUAUCAACAGAAGGAGGGUAAAGCUCCAGAGAGGCUCCUAUACUUUUCAGGAGGGAAAGCUUCAGUUGAAAGUGGCUUUAAAGGGGACAGGUACAUGGUUGAAAAAGUUUCUGGCCAGACACGGUGUGUUCUUACAAUAAAAGGAGUAAUUCCAGACGAUGCUGCUACUUACUACUGCGCCUACUGGGAUGAGUAUUACAAAGUCUUCGGAACUGGCACAAAGCUUAUUGUUUCUGACAAAGGAAAUUCUGCACCGGCAAACUCUGAAAUCCUGCAGAAGAAACAUGAAAAUCAGAUAACAUAUGUUUGCCUUAUUGAGAAAUUCUACCCGGAAGUUAUUCGGGUGACAUGGACUGAUGAAGAAAGUAAGGAGGUAACAGACAACGUAGUAAAAGGAGACACCUGGAAGCCCACAAAAGAGGAUGAAUACUCAAUUGGCAGCUGGUUAACUGUACCAGUGGAGAACAAAGACAAGAAAUAUUACUGCAAAUACGAGCAUGAAAGCCAACUGGAUUCACUGUCGACACAAGAUUCUACAAAGAUGGCUCCUCAGGAAGAGGACUGCAGCACAUAUCCCAGAAACAGCACAGUUUUUAAUAGAGAUCACUUAAUGCACAGGACAGCAUACUUGGUGUACCUCGUCCUUCUUCUGAAGAGCUCCAUGUACUAUCUCAUCGUACUCUUCUUCAUCUACAGAAUGUGGGUUCCAACCAAGCACCAAGGAAAGAAAGCAUAAAUGCUGGUUUAGGAAAGGCUUACAAAAUCAUCUUCAAUUUGCUUUGCUAUAUACUUAUCCAUAUAAACUCCCCUGCUCUCAGUGUUAAAUGUAACAACAACAAAAAAUCCCAAAAUAAUUUUCUGGCAUUAGUGCCUAGAGCUUGUUUUGCUUUACUGCUAGUGUUUUUAUAUCAGUCUGGUUUUCCUAAUUUUUCUGAGUAUUGAACUGAGGUGGGCAAUAGGAGUAAGGUUACUUACCUUGGAUUUUAAUCCGAAGUCCAUAUUGCAAAAUGAGGAAGGUACUCACAUUAAAAGUAGUUAUGCAUGCCGAAGUUUAGAGGAGUAACAGGGCUUUUGACAUAUAACACACAGAUGUGUUUUGUCAUUGCGCUUAAGGCCUAAUUAGGAGCAUUCCUGUGCUGUAAAUUCACAGAUAUUUGUUAAUUUUUACUUUCAAUGAUUUAUUGCAACUCUCAUGUAUCCACCAAAUCAGGACUUAAAUAUUCUGAAGUGAUGUGCACUUUAAGAGUCAAUUAAACACAACUUUAAAAAGUGAACAUAAUAUUUUUGAAUGAAGAAGUUAGACGAGCAUCAAAGCAAUUCUAAGGUGCACACAUACAGAAACGGAAGAAAUCCACCAGGCCCCACACCAGCACUGUGACACAGACUGAAAACCUGCAUAUUGUAUUUUUAAAGAAAGAAAACAAUUGUAAUGAUCACGAACAUCAUCUUGUUUAGAGAUACCUUUUUAAGUUGAGCAAAACCUUAAAUCUGAAGCUUUGAUAGAGAAAGUGUUUUCACAAUAGAGGAAAAAUUCUCAGAUGUUGGACUUUGAACUCUUCAUCUCCAAGUUCCACAAAUCAGUUCCUUUCAAAUUUCUGUGGAAAAAUUGGAAGUAGACAUAUUGGGGUAAAGCAUUUGCUCAGUUUGGGGCAAAACACUGCCAUAAGUUUGGAGGUAAGUGCCUGCAGCAUUUACACUCACUACAUUUGUAAUGAUGUAGAGGGCAAUAAAAGCUUUCCUCCAGGUGCAUUUGUGAGGCCUGUGUUUAUUCUCCAACAUUUCCACAGCAUGUACCAAGAUGGCUAGAAAACCUGAUUCAUUUCUCUGUUGGUAUAAAUUCCUCAGGAAA